This is a messenger RNA of Penaeus vannamei (Pacific white shrimp), 2554 nucleotides long. NCBI's taxonomy places the organism in Eukaryota, Metazoa, Arthropoda, Malacostraca, Decapoda, Penaeidae. The record is from RefSeq and is a predicted model, not a curated record.
UGGAAUCAGUUCUGGAAGAUACAGAGGACGGAACAGCUGCGGUACAAGGAGAUAGGGAGGGCUCUUGCAAGAGAGAGAGAGAAGAGGACAGGCAAACAAGAGGACAGGACAAAUUAGGAAAGUUCUAUGUUAACGGGAGACGAGCGAUGAAUCAGUCAGUGCCGAGGCUGCUGCUGUUGGCGACGCUGCUCCGCGCCUCCGUCUGGUCCCAGGAUGUGAAGGACAUCGAGCGGCUACGGUUGACGGGGAGCGAGAAUCCUUAUGAGGGGAAUGUGCAGGUGGAGUCAGGCGGUGUUUGGGGCUAUGUGUGCGACGACGGCUUCGGCUUCACUGAGGCAGACACCGUAUGCAGGCAGCUCGGAUUCGAAGGCGCUCUCUCCUUCACCAGGAACGACCAAUUCGGAAGUAACUCUGCAGGAGAGAGGCGUCGAGGAGAACAGACGAAAUUCUGGCUGGACGACCUGAGAUGCGGGAACGUCUCCGACCUCAGGAACUGCACCUCGAAGCCUCUGGGAAUCCACGAUUGCGUGUCCAGCGAGAUCGCGGGCGUGGUGUGCCGCCGUGUCCCCGACGGCACCAGUGCCACCAAUGGCACCUCCGCGUGUGCCGCCGACGAAUACCGCUGCGAGGACGACAGCUUCUGCUUCCCUCGCUCCUAUGUGUGCGACGAUGACCCCGAUUGCCCCGACGCCAGCGAUGACAGAUCGGAGCUGUGCGAGGACGUGGGCGUGGUGAGGCUGGCGGACGGCAACACGCCCCUCGACGUGCCCGGGAUGGCGGCGGGCAUCGUCUUGGUGAAGCGGCGCGGCGUCUGGGGCACCAUCUGCGACGACGGCCUCAGGGACGCCGACGCCAAGGUGCUGUGCCGCGGCCUGGGCUACGUCGGCGGGUGGGCGGUUCCCUUCUACGUGGGUACCUUGGCGAGGACGCCGCCCCCAGCGUGCUAUCCAGGCCAGGUGCGCGGGGCGACGAGCAGUGGGUGGGCGCGUGCCCCGGGUCGCCUGGAACGCGGGCAUCUGCCGGACGCAGAAGUACGAUCUGGGCAUCGCCUGCUCCAAGGGCGUGACAGCCUCAGAGUCUUCCCUUUGUCGUCCCAGCCACGCCCUGAUUCUCGCUCCCGCCUCUCCCCCGAGGUGACCAAGGUGAGGGCGGUCCUUCCCCUGACAGCUUGCUCCUUUCGCCGGCAGGCGGCGUGCGGGUGGCCGGGGGGCGGCCGCGGGCGGGGGCGGCUCGAAGUGCGGCUGCCGGGCUUCGAGUGGGCCAGCGUGUGCGACGCCGGAUUCGACGACCUCGACGCGCAGGUGGUGUGCCGGACUCUGGGAUACGAAGGGGAAGCCAUUGCCACGCGCGGCGCCGACACGUCCGGACCCGUGUGGAACGUGGCGCUCGACUGCACUGGCGCCGAGACGCGGCUGGACGAGUGCAGACUGCGACUCCGCAAUGGCACCUGCGACGCCGCCGCCUUCCUCGCCUGCGCGCCCGCCCGACAGAGGCCUGACACCCAGCCACACUCUGCGCUGCCUUCGGAGUGCGGGCUGACUGCUGAUUCCUCCGACCGGUUCAUCGGGGGCCUGGCCAAGGUGCGAGGGGGCAUAGUGGCGCCCCUCUUCAGCAACCCGUGGAUGGUGACUCUGCUCGCACCGAGAGAGGAGCUGAGGUUCGGAAAGGCGCUAUGCGGAGGCGCCAUCAUCACGGAGGACCACGUGCUCACCUCUGCCAGCUGCUUCGACUCGUUUGGCAGGCACUCCGUCGUGGUCCGAGUGGGCGACUUCAAUAUAGACUUUGUCGAGGAUAGCUUCGAGGAGGAAUUCGACAUCGACAAAGUCUGGAUUCAUGAGCAGUACAAGGAGCUGGGGAGAUACGACAACAGCAUCGCCCUCAUCAAGAUCCUUCGGAAGAACGGGAGAGGUUUUAGGUUCACGGAGCGCGUGCGGCCCAUCUGCCUCCCUCUCGCCGACGAUUCGUACGAGAACCUGGACGAUUGUUCAGUGGCUGGCUACGGCAGUCUCGGAGAAAUGGAACAACAACCGCAAGUGCCCCGCCACGCGCAAGUCUCCGUCGUGGCGGACGCGCUGUGCGAGGAGAGAUUCGGCGGCUCGGCCCUGUUCUCCUCCACGGAAGUCUGUGUGUCAGACGCCACCGGGUUCGCCAACUCUUGUCCAGGCGACGCGGGCGGGCCCUUGGCUUGCUCGGCGAACGGGAGGAAGACCCUGUAUGGCAUCACGUCCCUGCAGUCCACCUGUAGCAAUGGCCUGCGCGGACCUUUCAAGGCCGUGCGGGUGGCCAAGUACAUUCGAUGGAUCUUGGGGAAGAUUGCUCCCGCCAGCCGAGGGAGCUGAGCCAGCGGGCACCGGGAGAGCAGCUGUGAUGCGCCGCUGACUGGGCCAGCGGUUCGAAACCUGGCAGUGGUCCUUCACUAGGUCUUGUUGGCCCAGCUGCCGUAUUCAUAAUUGCUUAUAUGGCCAUCAACAUCAUCAUCUGUUUCUUUUCUUACACCCCCACACACAUUGCAUACACAUGUAUCUUCACACACACACACAUAUAUACAUAUGUG